AUGGAAAUGGUUAAGGUGCUUCGAAUCCUCCUGGCACUCUUCCUGGUGCUAGUAUCCAUGAGGACGAUGCUAGUCGAUAUCCCCUCGACCUCUAUCAGCAAGGAUGCUUUGCCGACCUCCCAGAGGUUCUUCUUCCGAAGCAGGGCAGGACAGCUGCUGGACUCGAUCCGGAGGCUGACUUCCGAUAGUGCUCCCAGUGACAUCUCCAGGGAAGUUUUAGCCUUCGAUUCCACGUACCCCUCGUACCCUCUCCCUUCAGACCCGCAGGAGUCUGCAUGCUUGCUGGCGCCUGAUGCCUCUGCGCUCAUGAGGGAGUGCGGGAGGUUCUCCUCGCUCAGAGGAUGCGUCAUGGACAUCGCAGCGGCGAUGCGAACGAGGCUGGGGAACGUGACUGUCAUCGUGGUAACUUUCACCAGUUUCUCAGCAGGGGAUUCCAAGCUCUUGUCUCAGCAUGGCAUCUUGGUCCCAAGCAACUCCUCCCAGCACACCAUCUCCUCCUCUCCUGCCGUGCUGCUGCACGUCUGCAGCAGAGCAGGCAAGGUCGUACACUGCCUUGGGAGAGGAGCAGAAGGCCGCGAGGAUGUCGGGGGAGCUGAAAGUUACGAGAGGUUUGCAAAGGAGAGGAGAGCUGUGGCUGUUGGCAGCCUUGCUCUGCAAGACAAGUGCACAGAGGAGACGAGGAGGUGGGCUGAGACCAACGACACCUACGUCGACAGUCUGGCGAAUAUCCUCCACGUCACAGGCGAGAAGAUGUGCGCGCUGGUCCGAUGCAGACCGGACGGUCCGACCUCUCUCUUGCCGGUGAAGAGGAAGGGGAGGAGGAGGAGAAAGGUCGUCGUUAUCAACCUGCCCAGGAGAGCAGACAAGCGCGCGCUGAUGCGAUACAAGUUGGAGAAGUACGGCAUCAAAGCUUACGAGUUCUUCGACGCUGUGGAGUGCCGCCAGCAUGCCGCUUGUCAAACUUUCUAUCACUCUCUUCUCAAGGUGCUCAAGCCGAGAAUCCCUGGACCAAACUUCCCGUCCUGGGGAGCCGUCGGCUUGCUCUGGACACAGUCGAGCCUCUUCGAGAAGCUCGUGACGGAAGAUUUUGACGAGCUGCUGCUCUUUGAAGAUGACAUCUACAUGCUCGAUCAUGCUCACAAGCUCCUUGAGCUCUCAUCACAGCACAACUUCUACGAAGACGCUCCGAUGGUCUUCCUUGGCGCCAACCAGCUGCACUGGUCGAAGAGGCAGCUCGAAGAGAUCAGGAAAAGAAGAAGACCCUCCUCCUCCUCCUCCUCUUGCUACUUCACUUCGACCAUGGAGUGGGACUCCAGCCUUCGGCGGUUUGUGCCCUACGAGAACGUCACCGAGUACGAUCACACCUACUACACCUACGGCACCUACGCCAUGCUCGUCCGAAGGCCCAUGCUCGAGUUCCUCCUCCGUUGGACCCGAUGGACUCUCGCGCAUCCGAGCAACAUCAUCCCCUCCGACGCCCUGCUCAACUGGCUCUUCGUCUGCCAGGGGCUGCGCAUCCCCGUCGUCUUCCCCAACCUCGUCCUCCCCGAGGUGCGGGACUCGGACAACAUGGGCCCCCUCGACCUCCUCAAGUUCGCUGCUCCUCGUCGCCUCAACUACAGCGCAGUGAAGGACCUGCACGUGUUCGAGAACUUCGCGCGAGUGGCUGGAAGGAUGAUGCGGGCGAGGUACACAGCGAUCUGGGAUGAAAGGGAAGUUCACCAUUCAGUCUUGGUGAAGGACAAGGAGCAGGCAGAGCUUGUUCUUAACUUCACCUCCUACUUCGUCAUCAUCAUCACUGGGUACAACUUCCAAGACGAAAUUGAGAAGGCUCUUUCGUCCGUCUGCAGCCAAAACUUCCCCUUCCUUCGGCUCAUCUACUUCGACGAUGGAUCGACAGACAGGACGCUGAACGUCACCCGGACGUACCUUAGGAAGCAUCCGGCGUGUGGAUUCAAGGCCACUAUUCUGAUCUCUCCGCAGCGUCGAGGACAGUCGUUCGCACGUCAGGCUGCUGUUCGCCACGUGCUCGACCAUGAGGUCGUCGUGUUCGUGGAUGGCGACGACUGGCUCAUGGACAACAGCAGCAUCCUCUACCUCAACGAGGUCUUCCACACCCCUGAGCUCUGGCCACGAUCGGCCAGGACCAACCAACUCCUUCCUCCCCUCAUGACUUAUGGCAACGUCGUGCAGUUCCGCUACGGCAAGCUGAUGAGCAGGACGAUGACGACUGAGGUCUUCCCGGAGAAGGUCAAGCUCGCUUCCUCCUAUCGCUCCCACAAGUGGAUCUCCCAUCACCCUCGCGUCGCCCUUGGAUGGCUCGCGAAGUCGGUCCCCGACACUGCCGUGAUGGACUGGAGUUGCCGAUGGCUGACGCGCUGCUCGGACAUGGCUCAGUCCUUCUUCAUGCUCGAGCACGCGGACGGGCGCAUGGUGAGGGCGAACCGGACGCUGUACGUGUACAACUUUGACAACUCGAGGAAGAGUCCGGACUCCUACUUCCUCACCUGGAAGAACAAGACGUUCAAGAAAGAGUACGAGCAGGUCGAGGCUUGGGUACGGGGCAAGUACAAGCCAGCAAGCGGCAAGUCCAUUCUCGAUCACGUGGCGCGACCCGAUGCUUGCGACCUGAGCGAGGCGAGAAGCCAUCACUCGAUGGUGCGGAGAGUGCCCGUGUGA
Guillardia theta CCMP2712 is the source of this 2679-nucleotide messenger RNA. RefSeq lists its product as hypothetical. Bases 1 to 2679 code for a protein of 892 amino acids. The transcript has a single exon. The record is from RefSeq and is a predicted model, not a curated record. Lineage: Eukaryota; Cryptophyceae; Pyrenomonadales; Geminigeraceae.